Chelonus insularis is the source of this 3169-nucleotide messenger RNA. RefSeq names its product vacuolar protein sorting-associated protein light (gene lt). Lineage: Eukaryota; Metazoa; Arthropoda; Insecta; Hymenoptera; Braconidae. Gene Ontology annotation, molecular function: protein binding. The record is from RefSeq and is a predicted model, not a curated record. The transcript is spliced from 3 exons. The coding region runs from base 448 to 2982 and encodes 844 amino acids. Gene Ontology annotation, biological process: intracellular protein transport; protein targeting to vacuole; macroautophagy. Gene Ontology annotation, cellular component: late endosome; HOPS complex.
UAUGAUUGAUGAAACAAACAUUGGAAGUGUCAAUAAUAUUAUUUACCAAUAAAUAUGUCAUUUAAAUUAUUAAAUAUCUUAAAAAGUUAAAUAUUUACGUAAUAACAAUUAAUCAUAUUAAUAACACUUCUGACAGUGAAAGGCGUAGAGCAAAAGAAAAAUUGAAAAUAAUGAUGAUUAGAAAGUAACUUACAUUGAAUCAAUGGGAAAUAGUAACAUUUCCGAAAAAAGGGAAUGAUUGAAUUUGUAAUUCUUUAAUAUUUCAUUAAAAUGGAUAGUUUCUGAAUAACUCAAGAUGAACUUGAAAUAAUUUUUAAAUUUUCGACGUCAUUACACUUUAAAAGUGAAAUGAAUUUAACUAAAAUAAUUGUACCUUGACAGAUUAAUGCGUUUUUAUUAAAACACAUUUAAAGACCAAUUCCUAUUUUCAAAUUAAUUAAGUGUACAAUGGAGAACACGAUUAAUAAGGAUGAUCAAGAGAAUCAAGAUGAUGCUGAUUCUGGAGUAGAUGAAGUAGAGCCUCGAUUAAAGUAUGUUCGAAUGCAAAAUAGCAUUAAAAAUAUUCUCCAAGAUGAUGCAGCAAGUUGCAUAGCAGUCCAUCCAAAGUUUCUUUGUUUGGGCACACAUAUGGGAAAAAUUCAUCUCCUCGAUCAUCAAGGCAAUAUAAUUCCAUCACAAACUCUUCAAGCUCAUUCUUUAACGGUGAAUCAAAUUUCAAUUGAUUCUAAAGGUGAUUAUAUUGCUUCAUGUUGUGACAAAGGAAAAAUUUUUAUCUAUGGCUUAUAUACUCGUGAGAAUAAUCAUAUAAUGAAUUUAGAACGUCAAGUGAAGAGUAUAGCAAUAGAUCCUAACUAUUCGAAGCCAGGCAAUAGUAAAAAAUUUAUAACUGGCGACGAUAAACUAAUUCUUUAUGAAAAAACAUUUUUAUCUCGUAUGAAGUCAACAGUUCUAUGUGGAGCAGAAGGUGGAGUUCGAUCUGUAGCUUGGUCAGGUCAGUUUGUAGCUUGGGCAUCAGAUACAGGAGUUCGUGUUUAUGAUCUAAAUGCUCGAUGUUCAUUGGGUUUGAUGCAAUGGCCUCGAAGUUCAGACGCACUCCCUGAAAAUUAUAGAUGUAAUUUACGAUGGAGCGGAGAUCGAACUCUAUUUAUUGGUUGGGUUGAUACUGUACGUAUUUGUCAGAUACGUAAACGAUCAGCUCAAGAAAUGAUCAACAGAGAUCUUCCUGAACUUGUAGUUGAUCCUAUUUCCACUUUUCAAGUUGACUUUUUUAUAUCUGGAAUAGCUCCUUUGGAGAAUCAAUUAGUUCUUCUCGGCUGUUUAAAAGAACCUAGUGAAAAGGGAACCAGUCAACGUCCGACCCUUCAUGUUGUAGAACCCAAAUAUCAAGAUUUUAUUGAUAUUUCAGCUAAUUAUUUAGGAUUAAGGGGUUACGAUCAAUAUCAUUGCAAUGAUUAUCAUUUGGAUUGCCUGCCAGAAGAAAACCGAUUUUUUAUUGUAAGCCCGAAAGAUAUAGUUGUUGCAAGUUUAUAUGAUGCUGAUGAUAGAAUUGAAUGGUUAUUAUCUCACAAAAAAUUUGAACAAGCCCUUGAAGCUGUACAAAUGAAUAACGGUAAAGACUGCAAACAUACAUUGAUUUAUGUUGGCAGGGUUUAUUUAGAUCAUUUAUUGGCCUGUGGAAAGUAUAAUGAAGCAGGAAAAUUAUGCCUCAAAGUACUUGGUCGUGAUAAAAAAUUAUGGGAAGAAGAAGUUUAUAAAUUUGCACGUGUACAUCAGCUUCGGUCGAUUUCUUCUUACCUACCUCGGGGAGAUGUUACUCUGGAUCCUCUCAUUUAUGAAAUGGUUUUAUAUGAGUAUUUGAAAAUGGAUCCUGACGGAUUUCUUCAACUAGUAAAAGAAUGGCCUCCAACUCUUUAUACAGUUGCUGCAGUCGUCAAUGGAGUAUUAGAACAUUUACUUGUUCAUAAUCAAAGACAGAAUGUUCUUUUAGAGGCUCUCGCUAUCCUUUAUAGCCAUGAUGGGAAGUACGACAAAGCUCUAGCUAUGUAUUUAAAAUUACGACAUAAAGACGUAUUCCAAUUAAUUCAGAAAUAUCAAUUUUAUCAUUCCGUUUAUGAUAUGAUUGAAGGAUUAAUGGAUCUCGAUACUGACAGAGCAAUUCAAUUUUUUUUAGACAAAAAUCGAAUUCCUCCUGACAUAGUUGUACAAAAAUUAUCCAAUAAUCAUCGAUAUUUAUAUCUAUAUCUUGAUGCGUUAGAUAAAACUGAUACAAAAGAUUCAAAAGGAAAGUAUCAUGGAUUAUUAAUCAGACUUUAUGCAGAUUAUUCUCGGGAUAAGCUGCUUCCACUGUUAAAAAGAUCAGAUAAUUAUCCCAUUCAAACUGCUCUUGAUAUCUGUAGCCAACGACAUUUUUAUCCAGAAAUGGUUUAUCUGCUCGGCAGGAUAGGAAAUACUUCAGAAGCUUUAAGUUUAAUGACAAAAGAGUUAAACGACAUCCAAGGUGCUAUAGCUUUUUGUCAAGAACACAAUGAUGAAGAGUUAUGGAAUGAUUUAAUCAAUUACUCAUUGCAAAAGUCAGAAAAUAUCACAUUUUUACUCCAAAAAAUUGGUACUUACGUUGAUCCAAGACUUUUGGUUCAGAAGAUUGAACCUUCAAUGGAGAUUCCUGGUUUGAAGAAAGCCUUAGUUAAAAUGAUGUGUGAUUAUAACUUACAAGUAUCAGUUCAAGAAGGAUGUAAGAAAAUUUUAUCAAAUGAUUAUUUCAAUUUACACGAGAAAUUAGUAAAAUCUCAUCAUAAAGGAUUUUACAUUGACGAUGAUCAGAUGUGUGGAGCAUGUCAUGGAAAAGUAAUAGUUAGAGAUCCAAGAAAUCUAGUCGUUUUUUACUGUAAACAUUUAUUCCAUGAAGAUUGUUUACCAGAUUUUGAACGAGUUGAAAAUUGUGUGAUUUGUAAUCCACAAAAGAACCAAAUAAUCAAUAAAUAAAAAGAUUGCGGAUGAGAUUUAUAUUAAUAGUACAUUGCUGUGCGUUUAAGUUUUAAUGUAAAUAUAAAAUUGCUUCUAAAUUUUACCAUGAUUAUUACUAGAACUAUUAAUAAAUACUGAAAUAUAAAACUAAAAGAUUUUAGUUUUAAUAAUAAUUAUGAUAAUAAUUAAUUAAAAUCAAUAUGAA